This is a messenger RNA of Salvelinus namaycush (lake trout), 1512 nucleotides long. Its product is annotated as keratin, type I cytoskeletal 18-like. The record is from RefSeq and is a predicted model, not a curated record. Gene Ontology annotation, molecular function: structural molecule activity. NCBI's taxonomy places the organism in Eukaryota, Metazoa, Chordata, Actinopteri, Salmoniformes, Salmonidae. The transcript is spliced from 8 exons. The coding region runs from base 1 to 1512 and encodes 503 amino acids.
AUGUCUAGUAACAGAGCCUUUAGCAUGUUCAGUGGGGCCGGGGGAAGAGGCUCCAGGGUGUCCGUGGCCAGUCUGGAGGGGCUACGGAACGCGAUGCGUUCUGACCCAGAGAAUUCAAACGAUGUCUCUCCUGCCCCCGGGCCCGCCCCGGAUGAUAAGAAGACCAUGAAGGGUCUCAACGACCGUCUGUCCGGCUACCUGGGCAGGGUGAGGAACCUGGAGGAAGCCAAUAAAGAUCUGGAGGACCAGAUUCAGGACAUCUUGGACAAGAGAGGAGACCCCAACGGCCGUGACUGGGAUGUGGUUGAGAAACCGUUGAAUGACCUCAGGAAGAAGCUCCGUGAUAUGACCAUGGAUAAUGCACGUUUGUUACUGCAAAUUGACAACACCAAACUGGCCAAUGAUGACUUCAAAAACAAGCUGGACAACGAGAAGCAGGCCAGGAAGACUGUGGAGCGGGACCUGAUUGGUCUGAAGAAGAUGAUUGACGACACCAACCUGAACCGCAUGCAGCUGGAGAGCCAGGUCGAGUCUGUGAAGGAAGAGCUCGCCGUCCUCAAGAAGGACCAUAAGGAUGACGUUGAUGAGCUGCGUAAGAAGAUCAAGGACUCCAACGUCCUCGUGGAGUUUGACUCCCAGGACAAUAACCUGAGUGAUACACUCAACAAGAUCCGCUCCCAGUACGAGAAACUGGCCAAGAAGAACCUCAAGGAUACCGACGACUGGUACCAGAGCAAGUUUGACAGCAUCAAGGUAGAGGUGGUUCAGAAUACUGAGGCUCUGCAUUCAGGCAAGAAUGAGCUCAAAGACCUGCGCAGACAGAGACACCUCCUGGAGAUAGACAUACAGUCUAUAAUGAGCUUGGUCCACUCCCACGAGGAAUCUCUGAAGGACACGGAUGGGCGGUACAACCGUGAGAUGACCCGCCUCAAUAAGAUCCUGCUGCAGUUGGAGGGAGAGCUGGUCCAGGUGAGGACGCAGGUGGAGAGGCAUGUGGAUGACUACCAGGAGCUGCUUCACGUCAAGAUGAAGCUGGAGGCCGAGAUCGAGAACUACCGCAGCCUAAUGCACGACAUCGCCCCCGACGACAGCGUGGGCUUUUCUUUAGAGCAGGCAGUGAAUUGUGAGCCGCCCCAGCCACCUAAGAAAGCCUUGAUGAAGGAUGAGGUGGAUGGAAAGGAGGUCCCCAAAAAGACAGAAGCCCCGGCAACUCAGAAAAGUCUCCCUCCAAUCCAAGAGGCCCCCACAAAGAAGACAGAAGCCCCUGCAACUCAGAAAAGUCUCCCUCCAAUCCAAGAGGCCCCCACAAAGAAGACAGAAGCCCCUGCAACUCAAGAGGCCCCCACAAAUAAGACAGAAGCCCCUGCAACUCAGAAAAGUCUCCCUCCAAUCCAAGAGGCCCCCACAAAAAAGACAGAAGCCCCUGCAACUCAAGAGGCCCCCACAAAUACAGAGGCUCCUACAAAGGCAGCUAAGGCUGAGACACCAACAACCGAAGCAGGCCCCAGCUGA